Messenger RNA from Ceratina calcarata, 581 nucleotides. Its product is annotated as nephrocan-like. Gene Ontology annotation, molecular function: protein binding. The annotation marks the transcript as partial. The transcript has a single exon. The record is from RefSeq and is a predicted model, not a curated record. Gene Ontology annotation, biological process: positive regulation of synapse assembly; axonogenesis. Lineage: Eukaryota; Metazoa; Arthropoda; Insecta; Hymenoptera; Apidae.
UGAAAUUACACUCAUACAAACGCUGAUUCUUAUUGAUCCUCCGGUUAUACACACAAGACAUGUUCAUCGAACGAUAUCUUGCAACCGGAGUUUCAUCCCUCCUUCAUGGACAUCUGAGCUUUCCUCAGUGCGUCCGCAGCAUCCGAGGAAGCCAUGCGCUCGCUGUUGCUCGUUUACCUCCUGUUAUCAGUGGCAGCCCGAGACGCCGAAGAGGCCGACUGCCAAGUCUGCAACCACCUCUACGUCUGCCUGGCACAAGGAGUCCUGCACAGCGUCGCGUUCGAGGACGUGAACGCAGUGCAGACCAUAGAGGACAUCGAGCUUCAUUUAGAAGGUCUCGGGAUAGUCGACAUAGCCAGAGACGCGUUCCUCGAGGUGUCAAAUGCCUCAGCUUUGUACAUACGCGACAACCGACUGUCUAUAGUACUCAGACAUCACUUUUCUGGCCUGGACCAGCUGACGUACUUGGACCUGAAGAAUAAUACCAUCAGUGAAAUCGAAGACGGUGCCUUUGCCAAGCUGCACAGUCUUGAGACGCUGUUGUUGGACUACAACAAUCUGACAGGUCUCAGGCCUGGGAU